Molecule: messenger RNA, 630 nt
Organism: Tetrahymena thermophila SB210
Lineage: Eukaryota; Ciliophora; Oligohymenophorea; Hymenostomatida; Tetrahymenidae
Exons: 4
Source: RefSeq, a predicted model, not a curated record
AUGAAUAAAUCUGAAUAAAUUACAGAAACUCAAGCUGAGAUACAUGAAUUAAAACAUUUUAUACAUGAAUCCUACUAGCAAGUUAAUUUGCAUUUUAAAUGUGAUGAUACAUACUAUAUCAAUUUCGAUGAAUGUAUGUUUGUGAUUGAUUAUCUGUUUAGUAUUUACUAAGUCGACUCUGCCUACAAAUAAUAGAUUGUAGAACACAUUAAGGGUAUAAAAUUUUAAGAGAAACAUUCAACUAUAAAAAGAGAUAAAUUUAUAGUGUAUCUCUUACAAGUUUUCAAAGGGUUAGUAAAAAGGGAAUAAAAUAUUACUAUGGAAGAUUUAAUUGUAUAUAUUGACACUAAAUUAAUUAUGGAAAUCGAAGAUUAUUGGGAUAGAUUGAAAGAGAAUGAUUAAACAUUUAUUAGUAAAGAUGAAUGCAUUAGAUUAAUAAAAGAUGUUCUCUAGAAAUUUGAUAUUGAUUAUUCAAAAGUUAGUGAGUUAGUUGAUUGGGAUUUAAAAGAAAUUCACAAAUUUGUUUUCUUUCAAGAUUUUCUUUCAAUUGUCCUUUAAAUUGCUAAACAACAACAUCUUUAACAUAAAAAAUACCAUGAUAAGUAAGCCUGUAGUUGCUAAAUAUUUUGA